This is a messenger RNA of Aethina tumida (small hive beetle), 1729 nucleotides long. RefSeq names its product zinc finger protein ZFP2. Gene Ontology annotation, molecular function: RNA polymerase II cis-regulatory region sequence-specific DNA binding; DNA-binding transcription factor activity, RNA polymerase II-specific. Lineage: Eukaryota; Metazoa; Arthropoda; Insecta; Coleoptera; Nitidulidae. Gene Ontology annotation, biological process: regulation of transcription by RNA polymerase II. The transcript is spliced from 4 exons. The record is from RefSeq and is a predicted model, not a curated record. Bases 278 to 1018 code for a protein of 246 amino acids.
UCUUGUUUCCACUCUAAUUUAAAGUAUUUUAAAGGGGACUUGGGGAAUUUCGUUGAGGCAAAAGUCAGUGUUGGCGGCGAAAGAAAAUCGAUCGCGUAGUUAAAAAAAGACAUAGAACUUUUGACAGACGAAGCGCACUUUUUGUAUAUUUUUUUAACUACUCUUCGUGUUUUCUAUACAGAAAUGUUUUUUUUCUAUUUCUAUUUUCGGCCAACACGCACCAGAACUUCGCAGUGAACUGCACAGUCUUUGUUCUAAAACACCAGGCUGGGGAAAAAUGGAGUGUAAUGAAACAUUUGAGCCUGUUAUCAUAAUUAAUGACGACAGUACCGAUUCAGACACAAAAAAGGAAAAGAAAGAUUACGAACGUGACCCCCUCGAGCCAAACACGGAAGACCUAAUAAAAUCGAUCGGCCCGGAAAUUUCGGUGAUACCGGUGACAAAACAAAAGCCACAAGUCAAAAUAAAAACGUACUCGAGAUCGCCGAGGAACGAAAUCCGACUGGUAUCGAAAUUCGAGGCGGAACGUACGUGCAACACAUACACCAAACGGAAAUCGUCCCCUCUGGAAAAAUGUCCUAUUUGUAAAAAAUAUUUCAGGAGGAUGAAAACGCACUUGCUGAAACACGACAGCAUCGCCAGGGAUGUGAACGAUCCAUUCACCUGCAGCAUUUGCACGAAGGUGUUUAACACGCAAAGCAACUUGCAAAUUCACUUCAGGAGUCACACGGGCGAUAAGCCUUAUGUCUGUGAUGUUUGUCACAAGGCGUUCUCGCAGUCCUGCAAUCUGGUCAAUCACACUCGGAUUCACACAGGUGAGAAACCCUUCAAGUGCCCUCAUUGUGACAAGGCUUUCACACAGUCGGGCAAUUUGAAUAACCACAUAAGAUUGCAUACGGACGAGAAGCCGUUCAAGUGUCAUUUUUGUCCUAAGGCGUUUGUGCAAUCUGGUAACUUGAGUUCGCACAUUCGGAACAAUCACAAAUACGUAGAGUAUUAUGGUACCAAUUACCAAUAGUAUUUUAAUUGACGUUAGGAACAAUCAAUAAUUGUUAAGACACCAACAUUUUUUUUUCUUUUUCGGUUCCAGAGAUUUAUGAAUGUUCUAUUGUUGUGUCAAAUCACCAAACUAAAAAAAACUGUGUUAAAUUGUUCCUAGUUGUUUGUUCAAUGGUUUAAAAAGACUUAUAAAAAGAGACUGUAUAUUUAGUUCGUAAUGUUUUUUUAUUAAGCCUUUCAUACAUCAAAAAAUUUAUGACAUAUCUGUUCUUUAUGUAGGUUUAACCGCAAUAUAAACGCGUGUGUUUAAUGUAUUUUAUAAUUUUUGCAUGCAAAUUAAAGAUAUUUGGUUCAUAACUUGGGUUCUAGUCAAAAUUUAUACUAUAAAUUAUUUUGCAUGCAAAAUUUUAAUCUGUGCAAUGUUCAAGUUUUGAUCUCAUUUUGUUAUAUAUUUGACUUAUUUUUUAUGGUAAAAUUUAAGGUUUUGAUCUUCCAAAAGUGACAAAAAAAUUAUUUAUUAUUACGUGUUUAUUUAUUUUUGGAAAUGUUUUGUUUGGAACUUAUAAAUGAUUUAAUCAUUGUGAAUUGAAUAAAUAAUUAGUUAUAAACUGAUAUAUGGAAAUGUUCCUUGUAAUAUUUAGUAGAGAGAACACAGUAAGGAUUUGUAUUGUAAUUUUGCAUGAUGCCAUAUUGUAGUUUUAUAACUCAAAUAAAAUAUAUCCUAAAUCAA